AUGACAACAAACAGCGACCUAGUCGCUGACGCGCGCCUUGCUUCACCUCCAAUCCGAGAUUCAUCACUCUCCCCUUCUCUCUCGACCCGUCCGCUAUGGAGCCGCCCACGUUCGAGCCUCAGUCGUGGCAGACGCACCUCAUCCGCCUUUUCCGCGUCCAUCAGCACCCGAGAUAGAGCUAUAAACCGCCUAGAAAGAACCUACAGUCGGCUCUACAAAAUAUGGAUGCGGUUAACCAUCUGGCAAAAGAUAACGGCGGUCCUCGCGUGGCUGGCUCUAUCGGCACUUGGUAUUGGUUUCAUGAUUAUUUCGGGCCAUAUCUUCAAAUGGUUGGAACCCGUGGCGGCGGAUUUUGAGAAAUCGCCGCUGGUGUAUUUUGUAGUCUGGAUCUGUACCUUUGUUGUUUCUUUUCCGCCGCUGGUCGGCUGGUCAGCUAUCGGGACAGUAGCAGGGUUUAUCUUUGGCGUUUGGAAGGGCUGGACGGUCUUCGCUACCGCAACCGUCGUUGGUUCAAUAUGCUCUUUUAUGCUAUCCCGAACAAUCCUUGCCAAAUUCGUACAUCGCCUGGUACAGCACGACAAGCGCUUCGCGGCUCUGGCAUUGACGCUCAAAUAUGACGGCCUGAAACUUCUCUGCAUGAUCCGCCUCUGCCCAUUGCCGUAUUCGAUAUGCAACGGAGCCAUUUCAACCUUUCCAACCGUGCAACCGCUCAUGUACGGCCUUGCUACGGCCAUCGUAACGCCAAGGCUAUUGGUGCCUGUAUUUAUAGGAAGCAGGCUGCGCGUUCUCGCUCACAGCGGAGAAAAGAUGGGUGCUGGUACCAAGGCGGUCAACAUAAUCAGCAUAGUCAUUGGUGUUUGCAUUGGCAUAUUUACGGGGUGGUACAUAUAUAAACGCACCCUCGCUCGCGCCGCUGAGCUUGAAGCCGAAGAGCGCGCUAUCCUUGCUCAAGCCGGCGGGGAUCCGUCACAGCUGCCCACUCCAGGCUCCUUUGUCGACAAUCCGGACGAGUACACCGCUGCGUCCAACCUACUCGCACACGAUAUUGAAGCGCAACGUAACUUUCAUGAUGACAACGAUGAUAUAACUGCCGACAUAGACAAUGACCACGUGGCGAUAGACACCAGCGGCUAUCGAGAUGAAUUCACAGACAAUGAUUCUGAUGUUUUCGGCGCUGGUGAUGGGGACGAAGGAACUGAAGAAACAUUGGUGGGUUGGGACGGGCUCUUUACAGCCAUAGUCCAUCCCACGUUACUUGAUUGA
Messenger RNA from Uncinocarpus reesii 1704, 1263 nucleotides. RefSeq lists its product as uncharacterized. Gene Ontology annotation, cellular component: Golgi membrane. Gene Ontology annotation, biological process: vesicle-mediated transport; mitotic spindle elongation. The record is from RefSeq and is a predicted model, not a curated record. Lineage: Eukaryota; Fungi; Ascomycota; Eurotiomycetes; Onygenales; Onygenaceae. The transcript has 4 exons. The coding region runs from base 1 to 1263 and encodes 420 amino acids.